AUGGACCCCACGGCACAGCUCGACCUCUCCAAGCUCAGUGAUGCCGAUAAGAAGGAAUUGAACCAGUUCUUGACCAACGAGGCCCAGAAGUCAAACAUCCAGCAGACCGUUCACCACCUCGCCGAUGUCUGCUGGAAGAAGUGCAUUACCGGAAAGGUCUCCUCGGGACGUUUGGACCGGACCGAAGAGGCCUGCGCACAGAACUGCGUCGAAAGGUGGAUGGACACCAACCUGUCCGUUUUGAAGCAUUUGGAGUCUCUUCGCGGACAGUAA
Messenger RNA from Aspergillus chevalieri, 273 nucleotides. RefSeq names its product Tim10/DDP family zinc finger protein (gene TIM8). Bases 1 to 273 code for a protein of 90 amino acids. NCBI's taxonomy places the organism in Eukaryota, Fungi, Ascomycota, Eurotiomycetes, Eurotiales, Aspergillaceae. The record is from RefSeq and is a predicted model, not a curated record. The transcript is spliced from 2 exons.